CCACUUCCGGAUAGUAGUGCCGGCAGCCGCGCACUAGUGCGGGGUCCCCUUCUUCCUAGAAGACGCGUCACCUACACACCUGACCUUCACGUGGGGCGCGGGACCUUGCGGGAUCCCAGCCGCAGGCACACCUGUCGUUUCCUUCGGGCGGGUGGGUUGGAGGAAAAGUCCAUGCGGGAUUCUACACAACGGCGUAGGUCGGGAUUUUAGGGCCCCGGGGUUACUUCUGCGCUCCCCCACCACAGGCGCUUUCCAGCUAUUUUCCAGUCGCCGUGAUGGCUCGUUGUGGACUCCUUUAGGAGACCCGCAAGUUCAGGGCGGGCUGUGUGGGUAACACCUCUGCCCAUGUUCCCAGAGGGCCCUACGUGGCUGCCCCAGGAGUAUCCAGAGCGCCAGGGCUCCGGGGAGGGGCAGGUGUGGGUCUGGAAACAUGCCUGGAGUGACAGUGCUUGGAGAGGGCUGGGACAAGCCGGUUCAUGCCGCGCACGCCGAGUCCGUGCGCCUGAGUGAGGGUGGGUGUGUUGGGCCGUGCGUCCAAAUGGACAGUACCGUACGGUAACGUCCUCGGAGAGUUCCCGGAGAGCCUGGCUACUCCUGCUUAGGAUAACCUCUCCCCUCCCACCAGAGUCUUGUCCUUGCGGGCAGGGCUUUUCCGAACUGGGGCUGUGUAUAUACAAAUACGUACAUGGGAGCGCUCAGCUCAAAGCCCAGCGUUUCCGAGGCUCACGUGUCCGGGGUCGGGAUGCCAGGUGGGCACGUGUGGGAGGGCGUGCCUGCGGCUGGGGCGCGGUGGGCGGGGUGGGUCCCUCCCGGUCGCUUAGCAUCUGUGCGCCUCCAGCCCAGGUGCGCGGGAGGAAGGCCGUGGCCUGGCCCGCAGAGCCCCGUGCGCCCGCGAGGUGGCGCCAUAGCCGCAGCAGCGCUCGCCGGCCCGGGCCGCUCCAGAUAAGAGUGUGCGGAAAGCGCGGCGGGGCUGAGACGCGACCAGGACGCGGGGAGGACGGACCAGCAGGACAGACCGACCGGGGGCCCGGCGGGCGGAGGGCAGAGCAGCCACGUCCCCCCUGGAUCCGCCGGCAGCCGGGCCCGGGGCUUUCGACAUGCCCCCCAGGAGAGUGUGCUGGGCAGACGAUGCUGGACACGAUGGAGGCGCCCGGACACUCCCGGCAGCUGCUGCUGCAGCUCAACAGCCAGCGCACCAAGGGCUUCUUGUGCGACGUGAUCAUCGUGGUGCAGAACGCCCUCUUCCGCGCGCACAAGAACGUGCUGGCCGCCAGCAGCGCCUACCUCAAGUCCCUGGUGGUGCACGACAACCUGCUCAACCUGGACCAUGACAUGGUGAGCCCGGCCGUGUUCCGCCUGGUGCUGGACUUCAUCUACACGGGCCGCCUGGCUGACGGCGCGGAGGCGGCAGCGGCGGCGGCCGUGGCCCCGGGGGCCGAGCCGAGCCUGGGCGCCGUGCUGGCCGCCGCCAGCUACCUGCAGAUCCCUGACCUCGUGGCUCUGUGCAAGAAGCGCCUCAAGCGCCACGGCAAGUACUGCCACCUGCGGGGCGGCGGCGGCGGCGGCGGCGGCUACGCGCCCUACGGCCGGCCGGGCCGGGGCCUGCGGGCCGCCACGCCGGUCAUCCAGACAUGCUACCCGUCCCCGGCUGGGCCUCCGCCGCCCGCCGCGGAGCCGCCCCCAGGCCCCGAGGCCGCCGUCAACACGCACUGCGCCGAGCUGUAUGCCUCGGGGCCCGGCCCAGCCGCCGCCCUCUGCGUCUCGGAGCGCCGCUGCUCCCCUCUGUGCGGCCUGGACCUGUCCAAAAAGAGCCCCCCGGGCUCCGCGGCGCCAGAGCGGCCGCUGGCUGAGCGCGAGCUGCCCCCGCGCCCGGACAGCCCUCCCAGCGCCGGCCCCGCCGCCUACAAGGAGCCGCCGCUCGUGCUGCCGCCGCUGCCGCUGCCUUUCCAGAAGCUGGAGGAGGCCGCGCCGCCCUCGGAUCCGUUUCGCGGCGGCAGCGGCAGCCCGGGACCCGAGCCCCCCGGCCGCCCCGACGGGACGAGUCUCCUCUACCGCUGGAUGAAGCACGAGCCGGGCCUGGGUAACUAUGGCGACGAGCUGGGCCGGGAGCGUGGCUCCCCCAGCGAGCGCUGCGAAGAGCGCGGUGGGGACGCGGCCGUCUCGCCCGGGGGACCCCCGCUCGGCCUGGCGCCGCCGCCGCGCUACCCAGGCAGCCUGGACGGGCCUGGCGCGGGCGGCGACGGCGACGACUAUAAGAGCAGCAGCGAGGAGACCGGCAGCAGCGAGGACCCCAGCCCGCCCGGCGGCCACCUCGAGGGCUACCCCUGCCCGCACCUGGCCUACGGCGAGCCCGAGAGCUUCGGCGACAACCUGUACGUGUGCAUCCCGUGCGGCAAGGGCUUCCCCAGCUCGGAGCAGCUGAACGCGCACGUGGAGGCGCACGUGGAGGAGGAGGAGGCGCUGUAUGGCAGGGCCGAGGCGGCCGAAGUGGCCGCGGGAGCCGCCGGCCUCGGUCCCCCUUUCGGAGGCGGCGGGGACAAGGUCGCCGGGGGUCCCGGGGGCCUGGGAGAGCUGCUGCGGCCCUACCGCUGCGCGUCGUGCGACAAGAGCUACAAGGAUCCAGCCACGCUGCGGCAGCACGAGAAGACGCACUGGCUGACCCGGCCCUACCCGUGCACCAUCUGCGGGAAGAAGUUCACGCAGCGUGGGACGAUGACGCGCCACAUGCGCAGCCACCUGGGUCUCAAGCCCUUCGCGUGCGACGCGUGUGGCAUGCGGUUCACGCGCCAGUACCGCCUCACCGAGCACAUGCGCAUCCACUCCGGCGAGAAGCCCUACGAGUGCCAGGUGUGCGGCGGCAAGUUCGCGCAGCAACGCAACCUCAUCAGCCACAUGAAGAUGCACGCCGUGGGGGGCGCGGCCGGCGCGGCCGGGGCGCUGGCGGGCUUGGGGGGGCUCCCCGGCGUCCCCGGCCCAGACGGCAAGGGCAAACUCGACUUCCCCGAGGGCGUCUUCGCCGUGGCCCGCCUCACGGCCGAGCAGCUGAGCCUGAAGCAGCAGGACAAGGCGGCUGCGGCCGAGCUGCUGGCGCAGACCACGCACUUCCUGCACGACCCCAAGGUGGCGCUGGAGAGCCUCUACCCACUGGCCAAGUUCACGGCCGAGCUGGGCCUCAGCCCUGACAAGGCGGCCGAGGUGCUGAGCCAGGGCGCCCACCUGGCGGCCGGGCCCGACGGCCGGACCAUCGACCGUUUCUCUCCCACCUAGUGCGCCCCUCGCCCGCCUGCCCAGUCGCUGCUGCGCGGCCCGGGCCUGCACGGCGGGGGCGGCGCGCAGGCCAACCGCGCCCGGGACAGCCCCAGCCACCGCGGCUGCGUCUCCGCAGUGGCGGCCCCACCUCUCGGCGGCCUCACCUGGCCUCACUGCUUUGUGCCUUAGCUCGGGGGUCGGGGGGGGGGUGGAAACCCCGGGACGGGGGUGGGACGGGGUAAGGGAAAUCUAUAUUUUUGAUAUCAGCUUUGACCAAAGGAGACCCCAGGCCCCUCCCCGCCUCUUCCUGUGGUUCGUUGGCCCCCUCCCCUGGCUCCGCGCUGCUCUUAGGGGGAGGGGUGUCACUUUUGGGGCACUCCUGGCCCUACCUCCGGCCCUUGCGACCACACCCAUUCUCACUGUGAAUCUCCCCGCUGGGGUCGGAGCGUCGGGCAGAGCUGGGGAGUGGGGAGGGGACUGAGCCGGCCGGAGGGCCCCCCCGCACCCCGCUCCCCCCCCCACCCCGGGACUGAUAAUGUGAAGUUCCUCAUUUUGCACAAGUGGCACUAGCCCCAGGGCCAACCCUUCCUUCCUCGACCACCGAGGGCGGGGAGUUCUGGAGUCGGAGGUUUAAGAGCCCUGGCCUACCAGCUCACCCACUCCCACGGUGCCCCCUCCCUUCCCUGGGGCCCCGGACCAUAUUUAUUGCAUGCGCCCCGGCGGCCCCCCAUCCCGAGCCCAGGCUGGGCUGGGCUGGAAUGCGGUCUCUUUAGCUCCCUCCUCUUAGUUUGUAUAUUUCCUACCUUGUACACAGGCUCUUCCAGAGCCGCUUCCAUUUUCUAUACUCGAACCAAACAGCAAUAAAGCAGUAACCAAGGACCCCGACCCCCGCUCUCUUCUGCCCUUGCACAAGGACCUGGGUGGCAGAACCCGCUGGGUGGAGGAACCAGAAAGGGCCACCCUCACACAGGUACAGAGGCAUGGGCCUGCCUCCCCUUCCCAUCCCAGAAACAGGUCAGCAAGAGGUCAGGUAUAUUUCAUAACUAAAAAUUUAUUAAGGAAACAAAACCAGUGCUGCAAACGGGACAGCAAGGAGAGAUGGGUCUCCCUCCCAACCCCCAGUCAUCCACCUCUGGGCUGGGGAGAGGAUCUUAAAGGAGAAGCCAGGGACCCUGUACUCCCUGUACCCCACCUUCUGAGAUUCUAGGGGACUCACCCCCCCAAACUAUUGGCCUUGGGUUCCCAGCACAGUGCCUCUGCUCUGGCAUAGUCCUGGGCCUCAGGGAGGGCAGAGCUGUGCAGUCUGGCCCUGGGCUCUGGUCCCAUUAAGAUUUGCCCCUGGCUCCACCUAAAGCCCUGUCUUGCCUAAGUCAUCCUUAUCUCUGGCCUUGGGUUGGAGGAACUCAUUCCUGGUAA
Cebus imitator (Panamanian white-faced capuchin) is the source of this 4665-nucleotide messenger RNA. It is a transcript of the gene HIC1, whose product is annotated as HIC ZBTB transcriptional repressor 1. The coding region runs from base 1129 to 3267 and encodes 712 amino acids. Gene Ontology annotation, molecular function: protein binding; RNA polymerase II cis-regulatory region sequence-specific DNA binding; DNA-binding transcription factor activity, RNA polymerase II-specific. Gene Ontology annotation, biological process: regulation of transcription by RNA polymerase II. The transcript is spliced from 2 exons. The record is from RefSeq and is a predicted model, not a curated record. Lineage: Eukaryota; Metazoa; Chordata; Mammalia; Primates; Cebidae. Gene Ontology annotation, cellular component: nucleus.